This is a messenger RNA of Rotaria socialis, 342 nucleotides long. NCBI's taxonomy places the organism in Eukaryota, Metazoa, Rotifera, Eurotatoria, Philodinida, Philodinidae. The record is from the annotation of a GenBank genome assembly.
AUGUCGCAUCACUAUCGUAUUAAUGGAUCUAUGCUUCAACAAUUUAGUGGAAAGCCAGUUAGUAUUAUUGGUACUGUUAGUAAGGUUCAUCCAACUGGCAAUGUAAUCGAUUUGGAAACCAGUGAUAAACAGCAUAUUGUUGUUCGUUCAACAGAACGUGUCGCUGUCGAUGCUGGUAGUAUUAUUGAAGUACUUGGAAAUGUUGAUAAUCGAAAUCAAAUUAUUUGUGAUUCAGUCAUAGCAUUUGAACCUGAACAAACGGCCAAUUUUGAUAUGGAUAUGUACAAUCAAGCUGUUCUACUUUUUCAACAUUAUCCUCAAGACUAUCUUGUUAAUCUCUAG